GGCGAGCCUCCUCCCGCCCGUCCCGGUUCCCGUCCCCAGUGCCCGCUGCGACAGCAGCCCCCGAGGCGACGCACACUAAUUAGAUCUUCCUCAGCCCACAGGACUUGCACACCGCUUCUGCACCCUCCUCUCCUGUGUUCUCCUGUGUCCCCCUCCCCCAGCCUCGUCCUCACGUUGGAGGAUUUAAUGCUGCUUUUAGCACACCUUUUGUGCGGGGGACGUGACACCCCAGAGCCCCAAUUCCUCAGCCGAAUUCCACUUUGUUUUUAUUUGUCCCUCGCUUCCUCUUGGGCUCCUCUCCUCUGAUUGACCUGCGAAGGCUGCUGCUUCUCCAGAGGCAGAGGCAUAAAUAGAUGCUGCUGCCCCCCGAAGGCUUAGACGCUGGGAAGGAGCAGCCAGAGCGGCAGGGGCGGCGGCGGCUGGAGCUCGGCGGAGCUCGUGGGACCCUAUUGGGGGAAUUUGAUCCAAGGAAACUGUGAGAUUGCUGGGGGAGGAGAAGCUCUCAGAUGAUUGUGUCCACUAGCAGGGGGGAGGAGGAGACGGCGGAGCGGACCUCUCGGCGUCCGGCGCACUGCUGCGCCCUGCCCCAUCCCGCCGGGAUCAUGGUCUGCGGCGGCACGGGAGGGAUGCUGCUGCUGCUGCUGCGCGCCGGGCUGCUCGCCCUGGCCGCGCUCUGCCUGCUCCGGGUGCCCGGAGCCCAGGCUGCAGCCUGUGAGCCCGUCCGCAUCCCCCUGUGCAAGUCCCUGCCCUGGAACAUGACCAAGAUGCCCAACCACCUGCACCACAGCACCCAGGCCAACGCCAUCCUGGCCAUCGAGCAGUUCGAAGGUCUGCUGGGCACCCACUGCAGCCCCGACCUGCUCUUCUUCCUCUGUGCCAUGUACGCGCCCAUCUGCACCAUCGACUUCCAGCACGAGCCCAUCAAGCCCUGCAAGUCUGUGUGCGAGCGGGCCCGGCAGGGCUGUGAGCCCAUCCUCAUCAAGUACCGCCACUCGUGGCCGGAGAGCCUGGCCUGUGAGGAGCUGCCCGUGUACGACCGGGGCGUGUGCAUCUCUCCCGAGGCCAUCGUCACCGCAGACGGAUCAGAUUUUCCUAUGGAUACUAGUACUGGAAACUGCAGAGGGACAAGCAGUGAACGCUGCAAAUGUAAGCCUAUUAGAGCUUCACAGAAGACCUAUUUCCGGAACAAUUACAACUACGUCAUUCGGGCUAAAGUUAAAGAGGUAAAGACAAAGUGCCAUGAUGUGACUGCAGUAGUGGAGGUGAAGGAGAUUCUGAAGUCUUCUCUGGUAAACAUCCCAAGGGAUACCAUCAACCUUUACACCAGCUCUGGCUGCCUAUGUCCUCCACUUAAUGUAAAUGAGGAAUAUAUCAUCAUGGGCUAUGAAGAUGAGGAACGCUCCAGAUUACUCUUGGUGGAAGGCUCUAUAGCUGAGAAAUGGAAGGAUCGACUUGGUAAAAAAGUUAAGCGCUGGGAUAUGAAGCUCCGUCAUCUUGGACUGACUAAAAGUGAUUCUAGUAUUACUGAUUCUACCCAAAGUCAGAAGUCUGGCAGGAACUCUAACCCCCGGCAAGCACGCAACUAAAUCCUAAAAUGCAAAAAGUAACAUCAGUGGACUUCCUAUUAAGACUUGCAUUGCUGGACUAGCAAAGGAAAAUUGCACUAUUGCACGUCAUAUUCUAUUGUUUACUACAAAAAUCAUGUGGUAACUGAUAUUACUUCUAUUUUUCUCUUGUUUUCUGCUUCUUCCCCCUGGCCCCACUUUUUUUUUUUUUUUUUAAUGGGCUGGGGACAGAUACUUAAAUAUGUUUUCUAUUUCACUAAUCAUAGGAAUACUGUUCUUUUGCAGUAAUAAUAAAUUAAACAUUGUUGGUACCAGGACCUGUUUGCUGGUGUCCCCAGAUGUUAAUUUACUAUUCUGUGCCUGAACUGGGAAUGCAAUAUUGGACAAAAAGAGAGAUUUCUGGUAUACACAGAAAGCUACAUAUGCUUUAAAACAUCCUCUGCUGAUCUAAUUACAGCCUGAUUUCGUAUGACUUUUGGGCAUUGUCCUCAAUGCUUGGAAAGUUCUAAAUGUUUAUAAAGGUAAAAUGACAGUUUGAAAUCAAAUACCACAUAGGCAAAGCAAUCAAACACCAGGAAACAUUUAUGAAGAAACGACACACAAGAUGAGUUGUUUUUGAGAUUGGCAGGAAGGAAAAUAAAUAAUGUUAGGAGCUGGGGAAAGAACAUUUUGCCUGAGAACACAACUGAAACCAGUAACCGUUGGGGUGUUAACAGUAGCAUUGUUUUCCUGGCAAUGCAUUUGAUUUGUUCAUGACUAUAUUAAUCAGCAUUAGGGAUGUGAAUUAUAACUAGACAUCUGCUGUUAUCAUCAUAGUUCUGUUUAAUUUGCUUUUUUAAAAAUAAACCCAUUGGUGGAAGUGUCCCCCCGCCCGCUUCUUUUAUAAUAAAUUGGACUUGCUGUAUUGAUGAGAAAAAGAAAGUAUGUAUGCAUGUGCACCAGGGUGGUUGUUAUUUUUACAAAGUAUGUAGCUUUAUAAAAUGCUGUAGUUUACAGGAUGAUGAAAUGUGCAAGUUGUGUUUUUUUUUUUUUGGUGUGUGUAUGUCUGUAUUUGUGUACAUGUGUCCGUGCACUCACACCCAAGCUGGACUAAACUACAGGCCUGUGCACUGGCCUGCACUUUAUCAUUGGAUUUGUGCUGUUUAAUGCUCAGUAACGAAUAUCUAAUAAAAGGAAUUAUGGUUGUCAGGAGAGAGGUUCUUCUGACUUUUGAACCAAAUGCACAUUCUCAUUACCCAGGCUACAGUGAGAUACCAGGAACCAUGGGGAACAAAUGAUGUUUUUACUUCCUUCCUCUAGCAGGAUUGCAUAGAGCCUGUGCCAAAUUACUUGAAAUUUCAUUCCCUGCAAUUUACAUAUGUGAUCAUAGUAGAAACAAAUUUCUAAGCUAUGGUGUGCUGACAAUAAAACACUUAUGAAGCAAAA
Molecule: messenger RNA, 2990 nt
Organism: Cynocephalus volans (Philippine flying lemur)
Lineage: Eukaryota; Metazoa; Chordata; Mammalia; Dermoptera; Cynocephalidae
Gene: FRZB
Product: frizzled related protein
Exons: 6
Coding region: 507-1586 (359 amino acids)
Biological process (GO): canonical Wnt signaling pathway; non-canonical Wnt signaling pathway
Cellular component (GO): cytoplasm
Molecular function (GO): Wnt-protein binding
Source: RefSeq, a predicted model, not a curated record